AAAUCCUAUGUUAUGUUGCUUUUGUUGGCAUUCUUUGUAACUUCACAUUAUCAUCUGCAACUUUCAUGGGGAUUUUUAGCAAGAAACAACAAUCUGGGUUCUCUGCCUCUUCAACAGCAGAGGAAGUUACUGAAGGGAUUGAUGGAACUGGUCUUACUGCAAUUGUUACAGGAGCCUCAAGUGGUAUUGGUGUAGAGACAGCGCGUGUUCUUGCAUUGCGCGGUGUCCAUGUAGUUAUGGCAGUAAGGAACACCGAUGCUGGGGCGAAUGUCAAAGAAGUAAUCCUUAAAGAAAUUCCCAAUGCUAAAAUUGAUGUCAGGGAGUUAGACCUCAGCUCAUUCACAUCUGUAAGAAAAUUUGCAGCAGAUUAUCGUUCCUCAGGCCUUCCAUUGAACAUCCUUAUUAACAAUGCAGGGGUAGGAGUGACACCGUUCAAACUUUCUCAAGACAGUAUAGAACUCCAGUUCGCAACGAAUCAUUUAGGUCAUUUUCUUCUCACAAAUCUUUUGUUGGAGACCAUGAAAAGCACAUCGCGAGAAAGCAACACAGAGGGGAGAAUCGUGAACGUAUCAUCACUGAGCCAUCAUUACGGAUACCGUGAAGGAAUUCGUUUUGAUAAACUUAAUGAUGAACCCACAUACAACAGGCAUUUUGCUUAUGCACAAUCCAAACUUGCUAACAUCCUACAUGCUAACGAGCUUUCGCGGUGUCUGAAGGAAGAAGGGGUAGAGAUAACGGCUAAUUCUGUUCAUCCCGGAGCAAUUCUCACGAAUAUUACCCGCCAUGACAGCUUCGCACGGUGUGUUUUUACUGUGGUGUGUUUGUUUAUCUCUAAAACUGUUCAGCAGGGUGCGGCAACCACAUGCUUUGUGGCACUCAAUCCACAAGUUAAGGGAGUAGGCGGCGAAUACUUUUCGGACUGUAAGAUUGCCAAACGGAGCUCUCAGGCAAAAGAUGCUGAUAUGGCUAGGAGACUCUGGGAUUGUAGCUUUAGUUUGACCAAUCCCAAGAAGUAGGAUGUUUUAAUAUUUGCUGGUUGCACUGUUCGUUAUGAAAUCAAACCUCCAAAUCUCAAACUGUAACCAAAUGCUGAACUCAGACUAUAAAAAGUUCCCAUUUGUUCCUUAUUUGUAAUUUAAAACCAGUCUAGAAACUGGAGCACAUAGACAACAUGAAUGGAACUACAAAGUAAACAGCUUUCAACA
Messenger RNA from Prunus persica (peach), 1205 nucleotides. RefSeq names its product short-chain dehydrogenase TIC 32, chloroplastic. The transcript has 8 exons. Lineage: Eukaryota; Viridiplantae; Streptophyta; Magnoliopsida; Rosales; Rosaceae. The coding region runs from base 66 to 1016 and encodes 316 amino acids. The record is from RefSeq and is a predicted model, not a curated record.